AUUUCCAUCAUUAUAUAACUUCUUUUUGUAACGCAUCUUUUGCAUAAGGUACCAAACCACUUCAGAGCAUCUCUAUCACAUUCCCAAUACUUACCCCCCAAAAACAACUUAUUGGGAGGCUCCCAAGAAAAUUCUGUUUAUUAGGAGGCUGUGAACUAGCGGAUCAUCUAAACUUAAUUUCUUUUGCUAGUUCACACCCCCUUUUGCAUGAAAUAUGAAUCUCAACUAUAUUUUCAUAUCAUUGUAGAAAAAAGAAAAGGACAAGGAAAAAGAGAUAAAAGUAACCUUUGGCCAUUUCGCCGAACACCCUGCGACACCGGCCAUGGACACCGCGGGGGGAGGCGUAGAGGGAGCCUCGCCGACGCUCAAGUCCAAGGCAACAAUAGUCGGGAGGUGGCAGUUGCCAGAGCAACAAUAGUUUUAUGAUUAGCAACGUUUGACGUAUCUUUUAGUCAACUGUUACCCGUGCUUGCUUUAGCGUAGCAAUUCGUCUAGCAAAUCAUGUACAUCUGUUAUUAUUUCUCUAUGGUCACUGGCAUUUCAUGGUUCCCGGAGAAUUCAUACACUUGGGAGAAAAGCAUUUUCUCACAGCCAUUUUCUAAUAUCCCAUUCCUUCCCUUCCAUUUUCUAAUAUCCCAUUCCUUCCCUUCCAUUUUCUAAUAUCCCAUUCCUUCCCUUUCAUAAUAGUCGGGAGGUGUAUAAGGUUCGACGUGCUACAAGGUCAUCAGGUGCAGGUGCACAUGAGGUCUCUUUGAUCUCUCGAGUGUUACACUUCCUGAAGCCCCAACCCUGUACUUUCUGAACCCAAGGCCAGGGCUAGGGAUGGAGAGGGUGCCCGCAGUGUUUGUUGACGGGCCCACCACUAAGUGAAAUGUUUGUUGACGGGCCCACCACUAAGUGAAAUCUUCUAUGCUUAGAAACGAAACUGUUGACGAGAGUCGAUGUUCCCCCUCUGCCGUAGCUGGUGUUGCUUGGGCAGAUUUUUGUCUCAUCACAAGGGGGGAAAAUGACACUGAAUCAUCUUUGCAGACUAGCAACACAUUAUGGAUAUGAAGACAGAUAUGAUAAAUAGUGAAAUUCACUCUUCGAUUACAAAUAUUAGUUUGACAGAUCUCUAAUUGACGCGAGAUGAAAGAUUGUACGGCUCAAAUUUAUCGACUAAAACUACAGGGCCUGCUGCUGACUUGCAGUAGGGAACAAGCUCAUCAAAUAAAACCCCUAUCUUAACCUGCGGCUGACUGGCGGUUUAGGAGGAAUUCUCAUCAGUUUAGGAGGAAUUCUCAUAUAUUACAAAAGGUAUAAUUUGACCAACCUAAUACAAGUCAUAUAUUACAAAAAAUAUACUAACAUAAACUUUGGAGUUUUUACUUUCAAAAGGUAUAAUUUUUAUGUUAUAUAGUUUAUAUUAGGGUGAUAAAAUUGGCAAUCUAGAUAUACGCGCAAGACUUGUAAACUGAAACGGAGGUAGUACAAUGAAGCCUUGUCAUUCCAGUCACAGGAAGAUUGAUGGGAAAGUGUGCAAAAAGGAAAAGAAUUAUCUGAGAGUAGGGAUGAAAAUGGAGCGGAAACUUUCCGUUUUUCCGGAGGAAAAAUGGAAACGGAGAGGAAAUAUGAAAACGGAAACGGAAAUUUGCAAAACGAAAGUGGAAAUGGAAUUUUUUUAUGCGGAAACGGAAACAAAAACGGAACGAUGUUUUCCAGUGGAACAUGCAUGGAAAUGGAACUUUCCGUUUCCGUGAAUAUGGAAUUUCUGUUUUUACUAUCUCUACUCCUAAUGGAGCAGUUGGUAGUCUCUGCCGGUCAAUUUUCGUCCCACCUUCCCUGGUUUUUUUUGGUACUUCGUCCCACCUCCGGCUUUCCACCGUUCCCCCGCAUCUUACCUCCCAACCAAUAAAAAAAACGUCAAGAUACAACUACGCCCAUUCUGAACCGCGCCGGUUCACAGCUAGAAAAAACCCCUACAACGAUCAAUCACGGUUAACCUACGAAAUGACGGGCUGAUCGAUCUGAUCGUCUUGACCUCGAUCCCAUUGCGAGCCGCGGUCAUUCGUCCCCGCCCCUCAAACCCUUGGCCGCCGUCACAAACCCUGAAACCCUUGUCCGCCGCCACAAGCGCUCAUACCGUAGGUCUCUUUCACAGCGUGCAGUCUUAUCCCGGCGACGACGCCGUCCGGGUGCAAAGACAGGCUCACGUCCCCGAUCCGUCGCUCUUCAGCGGACAUGCGUGCGAUCCAGUCGCCGCCGGAGUGGCGAUUGCAAAAUCAGGUGUCAGGUGUGGCAUACAUAUUCCUACCUUUACAAUUACUACUCUUACAAAUCUGCAUCUCUGAUCGGUUCCGUGGAUCCAGUCGCCGCCGGAGUGGCGAUUGCAAAAUCAGGUGUCAGGUGUGGCGUUUACAUAUUCCUACCUUUACAACUACUACUCUUACAAAUCUGCAUCUCUGAUCGGUUCCGUGGUCGUACUGGCAUUGUGAUCUCGGUUCAACAUCCUCAACUGUGCCAUACCUCUUGCUCUCAUUUUAUCAGCCCUAAAUUGAAUCAUCUCAUUGCAAGGAACUCAGUUUUCGUGCACAUAACUGACAGGAGUUUGGGCCUGGUGCCGGCCCCAGGGUGGGGUGUCAUCAGCAGCAGCAUCUGGAGGUUAGUUGACACAAACAUAAGGUGGUGAAUCAUCAAGUGGCAACAGGCAUCGGUGACGGUGUCAUCGAGUUUGCAUCUCACAACUGCAGAGGAUCUCCAUUUUCCAUCCUCGAAACAGCAUCACAUGCAAAAAGUGUCACAAACAUAAGGUGGUGAAUCAUCAAGUGGCAACAGGCAUCGGGGACGGUGUCAUCGAGUUUGCAUCUCACAGGUUCAGAGGAUCUCCAUUUUCCAUCCUCGAAACAGCAUCACAUGCAAAAAGUGACACAAACAUAAGGUACACAUGGGUAAUUCAAGAAGCAGGGCGGUUGAUCAGCUACCAGAAGAGGACGUUUCUACAGUCCUUACAAGAUGUACAAUAGUUGAAGAUAACAAUGCAAGCAUCUUACCCAUAGCGGAGACUGGUGUGGACAAUUCAGCUACUGUUACAGAUGGAGAGCAUAAAGAGGAUUCAUUCACAGCUCCGAAUACCAAUGCUUUGGAUUUUAGUUUAGAUGAAUAUGGUGGAACAAGUUCACCACGGAUUAAAGACCUUCAUGAUGAGGGUGAACCUCCAGACGAAUAUAUCAACGGUGGGACAAAUCUAUCAGACGAAAUCAGAUGCGGGAAUCAAAGUCAUAUAUCAAAGGAACCUGACAACACACAAAUGCUUUCAGCUAAGGAUAUAAAAAAAUCCAAGAUGUCGUGUUACAAAUAGAGGAUCAACAGCGCUGCUUGUCGAAAUCUGACCCUAAGGAACUUAACAAAGCCUUGAGGCGGGAAACUUAUCGCAUUAGCAAAAAACAGGGUUUGAAAAUACAACAAGUCGAUGGCCACAUCGUUCAACGUCGUGCCCUAGGUGAUAUCACGAAUGUUCGUCAACCUAAGCUUGUGACAUCAGAUGACUUCAAUGUCACAAAAGAUAAUGCUGCACUAAUGGAAGAAGAACGCAAAAGAGCCCAUAGAAACGCCCUGAGGAGAGCUUCUUAUCGUAGGAAAAAAGAACUUGCUCUUGAAGAAGAUAAACUCCACGCCAUUAAUUUGUCUGACAACGCAACUAGCUCUGCCUAUACAACAUUAUUAUCGCAUCCUGAUUCAGCAUAUACUGCUACAUCGACAGAGACAUAUGGUCUGGUUAACGACAAUGAUCAAAAUGACAUUGACGAGAAUAUACUUGAAGAAACAUGUCUGGUAACCGAGGAAGAUCGCAAAAGAGAUCAUAUAAAUGCACUUAGGAGGGCAGCUUAUCGGAGGAGAAAGGAUAAGUUAGAAUCAAGUGAAAAUCUACGGAUGCUAUAUAAUUCAGACACAUUCCACGAUGAUGCAACAUUACCCCCUCCGUCAUUAGACGCCUCCGGUGUUACCCAUGACAACGAGGGAUCUAAGAGGAUACAGAGAAACUCUCGUAGCCGAGCAUUUUAUCACAAGAAAAAUGAGGAACUAACGGUUGAUGAUAGAGAUGAUUUGAAUGAAAAGAUACGAGGGAAGCGCGUGCAGCGCCGCAAAAGCAGGUCGGAUAUUGAGAAGGGGCAGUCAAGUGCUCAAAGGAAGGCCUGUUAUGCUAAAAGGAAAAAUACCCCGUGCAAAGAAUCUCUCGCACUCCCUCGUCCAGACAUUACUAACUCAACAGCUGAUAGUCUCGCAAUCCCCCUCUCUCGGGCUGCCGACGAUGGUUCAUCGGAUGGCGACCCUCCCCCGGUCAUGCCGAAUUACGGUGUUUGCACCCCUGACGACAUCAAUGUGUUCCCAGAGCCCAUCAUGGGCGAUGAGCCGACACCAGCCGAAAUGAUGGAUGAGGAGUACUACUUGUAUCGUGACCAAGGAUCCGAUAAUGAUGCAUUCGAGGAUGACGAGGAAGCUAGCAUGACGUCUUUUAUAUCUGGCGAGGUUGAUCCAUUAGACUGUGUGUACACAAACAUACCAGACCACACCCACAUCCUGAAGCUCGACACAAACUGCAAACACUGCAAGGCCAUAAAGUUUGUUUCUGAGACUGACGGAUUCUGCUGUCGCAAUGGACAGAUCAAGCUUAAACAACCGGAACCAAUCCCAGAGCUUAUGAGGCUAUGGUCCAGCAUGGAUGCUGAUUCCAGACAUUUUCGUGAGAACAUACGGUUCUUCAAUGGGCAUUUCGCCUUCACAACCCUUGGCGUCAGCCUUGAUGAGAACUACACGAACAUGAAGUCUGGGGUAUACACAUUCCGGGUACACGGAACCAUCUAUCACAAUGUGCAUUCGUUCGGGCCUAGCUCACGUCCAGAACAUCUGCAGUUGUACUUCUAUGAUGACGACCCAACCAUAACCCAUCGUAAGGCGGCCACAAAUCAAUUAGAUCAAGAGGUCGUGAAGAAGUUAGUAGACAUACUUAAAGAGAACCCUUACUCCCAGCAAUUUAGGAGUUUGGGUGCACACAAGGGGAACCUUGAUGAUUAUAGGAUAGACCUAAACACCGAUAAGAGGCUUGAUCAAAGAAAAUAUAAUAGACCUUUGUCAUCUGAGGUUGCUGCAAUUUGGGUUGAGGGCAGCGAACUGGCAAAAAGGUUUGACCGUAGGAUAACACUUUAUGGUAACAACAACGAAAGGCAUAGCAUACGCGUGUCAUCCGGAGCAUAUGACCCGUUGUCUUAUCCCCUAUUCUAUCCAAGGGGCGAACUAGGUUGGCAUCCGAAACUACCUAAACGUAAUGUUCCUUGGGAGGCUGUACUACAUCCUCAACUUGUCCAAGAUGAUGAUGAGGAUGCAGAGGGAAAUAACAGGUUGUGCGUCUCCGUCAGAGACUACUACUGUUAUAUGCUGCAGACACGGCCUGCAAUCUUCAAUCCCAUACUCUGUGGAGCACGACUGCUGCAACAAUGGGCUGUUGACAUGUACGUUAAGAUUGAGAGCUGUCGAUUGAGGUGGUACAGGAAGAACCAGACGCAGAUUCGUGCUGACUUGUAUAAAGGUGUGGUUGAUGCCAUCACUUCAGGGGAGACACGGGCAAGCGCUGUUGGGGUUAGAAUAGUGCUCCCUGGUACAUACCCUGGUGGCGACCGCGACAUGAAGAAGAGACAUAUGGAUGCCAUGGCAAUUGUCCAUACAUACGGGAAGCCAGACAUCUUCCUCACCAUGACUUGCAAUCCUAAAUGGGACGAGAUAACAAACGAGUUGCUGCCUGGUCAGACGGCGCAAGACCGACCUGAUAUUGUGGCUCGUGUGUUCUAUGGCAAACUAGAGCACAUGAAGUACAUGUUGUUCAAGAAGCAUAUCCUGGGUGUUGUAGUUGCUUACGUAUACGUAGUCGAGUUCCAAAAAAGGGGCCUCCCCACGCACAUUUUUUGUUGA
Messenger RNA from Triticum urartu, 5943 nucleotides. RefSeq lists its product as uncharacterized. The record is from RefSeq and is a predicted model, not a curated record. NCBI's taxonomy places the organism in Eukaryota, Viridiplantae, Streptophyta, Magnoliopsida, Poales, Poaceae.